AUGCCUUACUUUUCAAGCAUCAGCGACACAAUGUGGAUGUGCUGUAAUAACGCAUCGAGGGAUAUUCAAGGGUGCGGUGAACGUAAUAGGAUGAAGUUGGACAAAUGUAGCAAAUGCUCUCAUGAAAAAUGCGAUCAAUGCAGGGUAACGCGAUUACAGUUGUUGAUGGAGGACUUCAUAGACACUGAUAAAGUAAAGGAAGCAUUGGAGUCGCAGUUAAAGGAAACUUCGACAGUCAAAUCUACCAGAAAAGUAAAUGAUAUUUAA
Botrytis byssoidea is the source of this 267-nucleotide messenger RNA. RefSeq lists its product as uncharacterized. The transcript has 2 exons. The record is from RefSeq and is a predicted model, not a curated record. NCBI's taxonomy places the organism in Eukaryota, Fungi, Ascomycota, Leotiomycetes, Helotiales, Sclerotiniaceae. The coding region runs from base 1 to 267 and encodes 88 amino acids.